GUCGGUGUAAAUGUAAUGGCUAAAGUGUUAUGCACCAGACAUUUUAACAAGAUAAACAAUUUGGCAGUCAUCAGCAUGAUAUAUCAACCUUCGGUCUCCAAUAUUGAUAUGCAUUUUCACUUCUGGCACACAAUUUUACCAGGAUUCAUGGAUACAAUAUUAAUCAGUUUAUUCAUCUGCAUACUGCUACUCUUUACUCUACGUUUCUUUGGGAGAAGAAUAAGCAAAGCUCCUCAAAAACUUCCACCAGGACCCUAUCCCUUGCCCAUCAUUGGAAAUGUACACAAACUAGGCAAGCUCCCUCAUAAGUCCUUAAACGCCCUUGCUCAAGUUUACGGUCCCAUCAUGCGUCUCAAUUUAGGCCGUGUAACCACCAUAGUCAUUUCUUCAUCAAGUGCAGCUCAAGAAGUCCUCCAAAAGCAAGAUUUGGCCUUCUCUAAUCGUCCUGUUCCGGAUGCUCUACGCGGUUGCGACCAUGAUAAAUACUCAGUAACGUUCUUGUCUGUUGGUAGUCAGUGGAGAAGUUUAAGAAAAAUUAUGAGCUCAUCUAUACUGACAGCUAACAAGCUCGAUGCAAGUAAGCAUAUACGAAGUAGGAAGGUGCAUGAGCUUAUUGGGUACUGUAAGGAGUGUAGCCAGAGUGGUGAGGCCGUAGAUAUUGGUCGUGCUGUAUUUCUAACUUUGCUGAAUCUUUUGUCCAACACCAUAUUUUCAAAGGAUAUGAUAGAUUUGUAUCAGAAUUCAGGGGAGGGUAAAAACUUCAGGGAGUUGGUGUGGAACUUGAUGGUUGAGGGGGGUAAGCCUAAUUUGGUAGAUUACUUUCCAAUUCUUAAGUGGAUUGAUCCGCAGGGUAUAAAGCGGCGAUUUACUGGUUCUUGUGAGAAGCUACUCGAGUUGUUUGAUGGUUUGAUAAUUGAGCGCUUGGAGUUGAAGAGAUCGGAAAAUUCCAGUGAGAAUAGUACAACAGAUAUUCUUGAUGAACUGUUAACAAUAUUACAAACAAAUGAGAUCGACAAAACUCAAAUCCAACACCUGUUUGUGGACUUGUUUGCUGCAGGAACAGAUACAACUUCAGGUACAGUCGAAUGGGCCAUGGCUGAGAUAUUAAAAAAUCCAGAUGCAAUAUUACUGAAGGCGAAAGCUGAGCUGAACGAAGUGGUCGGGAAGGGAAAGAUUGUAAAAGAAGAGGACAUAUCUAGGUUGCCUUAUUUGCAAUGUAUUGUGAAAGAGACUGCAAGAUUACAUCCACCGGCUCCUUUCUUAAUACCUCGCCAAGUACAAGAAGAAGUUCACCUCUGUGGCUACAUUAUUCCCAAGAAUUCGCAAGUUCUAGUCAAUGCAUGGACUAUAGGACGUGAUCCCCUGAUAUGGAAAAAUCCCUUGUCAUUCCAACCAGAGAGGUUCCUGAACUCUGAAGUUGAUGUGAAUGGCCAUCAUUACGAGCUAAUUCCAUUUGGUGCAGGUCGAAGGAAAUGUCCAGGAUUGCCAUUGGCCGUGAGGAUGGUGCCAGUGUUGUUGGGCUCCCUCAUAAAUUGUUUUGACUGGAAACUUGAAGGUGGGAUUGCACCAAAGGAAUUGGACAUGGAGGAUAAGUUCGGGAUCACUGUAGCAAAGCUUCAUCCGCUUCGUGCUGUACCAACUCUAGUUCUGCCUAAUUAAUUUUAGGAUAUUAGAUAAUGAGAGUCGGCCGCCGUUCAUAACUAUCCUCCAUCCUUCACCGCCCCUUCUUCCAUCAAAUCCACAUCCAUCCCAUCCAUCCUCUCAUCCCGUUUCCUCCAUUUCUAAAUCUUUAAUCUAUAUUCUAAUAGUUUUCCUCUCAUCCCGUUUCCUCCAUUUCUAAAUCUUUAAUUUAUAUUCUAAUAGUUUUCAAUAUAAUCGAGAUCUAAAUCCCUUUCGGUGUGAUCUUGUUACCGUACCCAUCUUUUUGGGUUGUUGAUUGUCCCCAAUUUUUGGGUGUAUGUCUUGUUGCGUUUUUGAUUCGUUGUCAUGUUGCUUUAAGAAUGAUUUCUACGGUGUAUCGGGAAAUCUGAGCAACCCGCUUCAAAUCUGGAAUUGUGGUACUUAUCGCGAGAGCUCACUUCGCACAACAAAAGAUUGUUCAAUAUAUGGGGCAUUUGUACCCCCAACCUCAGUUGGUGUAACUGAUGGAUACGAACACUGGUCUAUCACCGGUUUUUUAAGUGCGCAGGUCAAUUGUGAUUCUACUAUUUUCAGUGAUGUUGGUGUCGACUGGAUUGCUCGAGAAACUUUUGUAAUCAUUUUUAUUAUCAAGAAUAUUUAUAUUCUAUC
Daucus carota subsp. sativus is the source of this 2289-nucleotide messenger RNA. RefSeq names its product geraniol 8-hydroxylase. Gene Ontology annotation, molecular function: iron ion binding; oxidoreductase activity, acting on paired donors, with incorporation or reduction of molecular oxygen; monooxygenase activity. The transcript has 2 exons. The record is from RefSeq and is a predicted model, not a curated record. Lineage: Eukaryota; Viridiplantae; Streptophyta; Magnoliopsida; Apiales; Apiaceae. The coding region runs from base 16 to 1659 and encodes 547 amino acids.